UAGAGAGGGGGGCGGAGUUUCCACGGGCUGUGGGUGACCCUCCACGUAGCGGACUGGAGCCUGGGGUCCUAAAAGGAAUUCUCUUCAAAAGUAUUGCUGUCUUCAGCACUGCCUGCUUUGCUGGUUUGUUUAUUUAUUUACGUGGAAAACCGAGCGCUUUUAUCCCCGCUUAGCGACACACUGAGCGUCCCGGAAUGAAGCAGGGAAUUGCCACCCUUUAGCCGAACGGAAACAGGAGCAGGAUCCUGAGAAGUACGGUGGCCGCGAGGGGAAGUGGCAAACAUGGCGGCCUCCGUUGCUGUGAUGGCCCAGCGAGUCUGCAGUUCGGGAGUCCUCAGGACCGCGUGGAGAGGUUGCAUCGUGAUUCCGGGAUCUAGGGUCGGUUGCCAGUAUUCAGCUCUGGCAUGUGCUUUGCCGACUCAUUGCUACAUUUCUACCCCUCGUGAUGUAAGAGUGCAACAGAGCAGGCAGAGCAGCUUUUUCAACAAACUGACGGCUGAUCAGCUCUGGAAAGGAGUUCUGGCAGAGACUGGGGCCAGUGGAAGGAAAGGAAGAGGGAAGAGGACCAAGAGAAGGUUAAAGAAGGAUCUCAAUAGAGGCCAGGUCAUUGGGGAAGGACGCUCGGGAUUCCUUUGGCCUGGUCUCAAUGUUCCAGUGAUGAGGCAAGGAACAGUCCAGGCAAUUGGUCAACGAGGUAAAGAGGAGCAGGAGAUGCUGCAGACUGAAAGGAUCCGUCAGCGGGAUGAAUGGGAUAAAAGAAGAAAAAUGAGGGUGAAGAGAGAGAGAGGAUGGACUGGGAACUCCUGGGGAGGUAUCAGUCUAGGACCACCUGAUCCGGGUCCUAAUGGAGAAACCUACGAAGAUUUUGACACUAGAGUGAUUGAGGUGAAAAGUGUGUUUAAUAUGACAGCAAAGGAAGGAAGGAAAAGAUCUGUUAGUGCUUUGGUGGCGGUUGGAAAUGGAAAGGGGGCUGCUGGUUUCGCAUUGGGGAAGGCAGCUGACAGGGUGAUUGCAUUAAGAAAGGCAAAGAACAGAGCCAUUCACUAUUUACACUAUAUUGAAAGAUAUGAAGAUCACACAAUUUAUCAUGAUAUUUCAUCAAGUUUUAAAAAAACAACCAUUCGGAUGAAGAAGCAAAACAAGGGAUAUGGUCUUCGCUGUCACCGAGCUAUCAUUACCAUCUGCAAACUGAUUGGGAUUAAAGAUAUGUAUGCCAAGCUUUAUGGAUCCAAUAAUUUGCUAAAUCUUACCAGAGCACUUUUCAAGGGAUUGGCAAAUCAGGAAACUCACCAAGAUAUAGCAAAUAAGAAAAACCUCUAUGUCGUAGAACUUCGCGAGGAGUGUGGUCCCCUGCCCAUCGUGGUUGCUAGACCCAAGGGAGCGAUCAGGGAAGAUCCUGAGCCUGUGGAUGAAGUUCCUGACAUCAAGUUGGAAUGGAAUGAAGUGAAGGCAGCACAAGGAAUGAAGAAGAGCAUCUGGGCAAAUGUCAGAAGAACAGUUUGGUAGAGUGGAGCAGUAUUUCAGUGCACAAAACUAGGGAUGUUCCAGGAUAAAUGCACCAUAAGAAAAUACUUGCCCUUUGCAAAUGAGCAUGGGGUGACGCUUCCUUCUGGUUUCUCUUGAUAACUGUUGCAGCCAUUGUCACUUGGGGGCUCAGAAAGACUUGGCCAUCUCUCUUCAGUUGCCUAUUUCCAAUGCAAGUGGCUGAUGUUCCUACAGGCUGUGAAAAGGGAAGUGUUUAAUUUCAUAAACACAUCCACUCUGUUGCUGCCAUUCUGGGGAGCGGGGUGAAGAAUCUGUUAUCAGCUGGUCUUUUUCACAAAUCAUUUGAGGAAGCUGUCAAACAUAGUGUCAGAAAUAAAGUUACAAUCAAAUGCCAA
Hemicordylus capensis (graceful crag lizard) is the source of this 1880-nucleotide messenger RNA. RefSeq names its product mitochondrial ribosomal protein S5 (gene MRPS5). Gene Ontology annotation, molecular function: structural constituent of ribosome; RNA binding. The transcript is spliced from 11 exons. Gene Ontology annotation, cellular component: ribosome. The coding region runs from base 283 to 1506 and encodes 407 amino acids. Gene Ontology annotation, biological process: translation. Lineage: Eukaryota; Metazoa; Chordata; Lepidosauria; Squamata; Cordylidae. The record is from RefSeq and is a predicted model, not a curated record.